Molecule: messenger RNA, 313 nt
Organism: Staurois parvus
Lineage: Eukaryota; Metazoa; Chordata; Amphibia; Anura; Ranidae
Source: the annotation of a GenBank genome assembly
CAUGGUCAAGGUUACAUAAGGAUGUCAAUACUCUGUAAAGCAAAGACUUGUCUUGCUGCAUUGCUGGCAUUAAUCUGUUAUACAGACCUUUUCUACACUGUGUGGAACAUGACACAUAAUUUUCCCAGAACCGCCAGUGCUCCUUAUCAGUCCACUAAUUGUUGGAGCCACAAUGCUUCUUGCCGCAUGUCUUAUUCAGUAUGAGAGGAUGAAAGGUGUACGGUCAUCAGCUCUCCUGUUGGUGUUCUGGAUCUUGGUUCUGAUAUGUUCAGUCUUCCAGCUUCGAACUAAGAUCACAACUGCUCUUUCACAG